UGGACUUUAAACCAAGAUGGCUGCUCGUGUUGUUAAAGAAGUGAAAAGUAUAAACGGCAUUGCUUCGCUUAUUUCAAAAAUCCAUGCAGAGAAUUUUGAAAUAUCGAAAUGUAGGAAAGCUGUGAUACUAAUUCCCGGAAAUCCAGGCAUAAUUCGUUUCUAUGACUCAUUUCUGGAAAGUUUGUUUAGUGAAUGUAAGGGGAAAUUUCCAAUGUUUGGCAUUCAAAAUGCAGGUUUGGACUGUAAUUUUUAAUAGUUUCUUUUUAUUAAUAUUAUAUGUAGUAGUCUUGUAUUUGGGCAGAAAUAAAAAGUCCCAGAACAUUUCUGAUGUUGACCACCAUGGCACCAUAUGUUGUUCUGUGGUGUUUUCUGAAACCAAUGCUAAUGGUUACUUCAAUAUUUGCCACAUAGGUCAUGGUCCAUUGGAAAAUGUCACCAUUCACAACUCUCCAUUUACUCUCACAGACCAAAUUAACCACAAAAUUGCCUUCCUUGAGAACUACUUCCCUCCAUCUUGUACGUUUGUACUUAUUGGUCAUUCAAUUGGCGCCUACAUGAUCCUGAAACUGCUCGAAUACUUUGGCAAAGAUCAAAAACGUAUCACCCAAGGUCUUUUGCUGUUUCCGACGAUCGAACGGAUGGCAAUCUCGCCGAGUGGCAGGUUAGCUACACCUGUAUCAAACUAUUUUUCAUGGCCACUUGUAGCAGCUGCAUGGUCGUUGUCAUGGUUACCAUUGAGCUUAAAGAAAUGGUUGAUAAAUAUUUGGUUCAUUCGAAGAAAUGUCCACGAAGGUUGUAAGGACGCCAUUGUGCAACUGAUUAAUGCAGACACGAUAAGGAAUAUGUUGUUUAUGGCUGCUGAAGAGAUGGAGAAGGUUGAUAAAACUCCUAUUGAGGUUUGUGUGGGUUUUUAAUCCAUUAUAAAACUGCUCUGAAUGCACCUCACUUUAUUAUUAUACUCUGUCUAAGGGGGAAAGUCUUGCACAUUAAUGGGUUAAAUCAACCAAACUAUCUCACAUUAGCUAUUCUUCCUAGAGAUCCAGUAAGCAUCAUCCUUUAUUGAUCCAGUGUUACUAUAGGAAGAAACUUAAACUAAACUAACUUUAUUUAUACUGGAUAGCUCUAUCAGUUCUAAACUGUUCUCUCUAGAGGUCCAAUAACGAUCAUCUCUUAUUGAUCUAGUGUUAUACUAUAGGAGGAAACCCAAACUGAACUAACUUUAUUUAUACUGGAUAGCUCUAUCUAUACUGGAUAGUUCUAAACUGUUCUUCCUUAAGAGGUCCAGUAAGGAUCGUCUCUUAGUAACCCAUUGUUACUCGAAGAGGAAACUGAAGUAUCUGGGUAAAACCUGCAGUGUUUGAAAGCUGUGUUUGUUAAUCGAAGGUUUUAUAUUAUUUCAGCUCAUAUCCGAUCAUGUAGAUAAAUUAAUCUUCUAUUAUGGUGCAUCUGAUCCAUGGACUCCAAGAUCAUAUUACAAUGAGAUGGUCAGUAGGUUUCCUAUGGCACAAAUAUAUCUUUCUGAACAGAAUAUGAGACAUGCAUUUGUACUGGAGUCCCAUCAUGAAAUGGCCGAAAUUGCUGCCAAAUGGAUUAAGUAAAUUUAAAUUAUCAGAAUUAUUAUAGUCUAUAGAGUAAUCAAUUAUAAUAAAUAAUAAUAUUAAUUUAUAAAGGCAAAACACUAUAUAUCUGAGAUUACUGUUUAAUGUAAUUUUACUUAUUUAUCGCGUUUCUUACUCACUGGUCAGCGGAAUUGCCCAAUUGAUAGGGGUCGGAGGUACCUACGAUUUUGAACGUCCUUAUCCGAGAGGACGCGAAAUGCUAACCAUUUACUGAUGUCAAUGUAAAGGUAGCUCUUUUUCCUCAAUUAUUUUCACACCUCGGGUAGAGGUUCGAGCAAGGAUUGAACCCGGCUCUCCCAACCACAAAUCUAAAGUGACACUAAACCAAG
This is a messenger RNA of Paramuricea clavata, 1948 nucleotides long. NCBI's taxonomy places the organism in Eukaryota, Metazoa, Cnidaria, Anthozoa, Malacalcyonacea, Plexauridae. The record is from the annotation of a GenBank genome assembly.